Messenger RNA from Ruditapes philippinarum (Manila clam), 627 nucleotides. RefSeq lists its product as uncharacterized. Lineage: Eukaryota; Metazoa; Mollusca; Bivalvia; Venerida; Veneridae. The record is from RefSeq and is a predicted model, not a curated record. The transcript has a single exon. Bases 1 to 627 code for a protein of 208 amino acids.
AUGGAUACAAAUGGAGUCAGAGAUAAGGCCUUAGAUCGUUUCUUAAGAUGGAAGAAAGAAACAAUGCCGAGUUUGAUUAAUGAAGUCGAGUCAGGAUAUCUUAUACAAAUCCGCCUUUUAAGACAUAGUUAUGACCCCACUCAGUUGGAAAAUGAUCGAUUUUCUGGUGAGGAACUUGACCACAUGCUGAAACAACCUGUGUCUCCUCUGAGAUCUUCUCCUCUGAGGUCUCCAAAGAGGAUAAUCAAACUGAAGGACCUCGAGGACAUAAGCUCAGAAGAGCUUGACUAUGAAGACCACACAGAUAGUUCUUCCUCAUAUUCUUCUUCAUCUAGCUCCUCAUCAUCCAGUACAUCUUCUAGUGACUCUAGAAUUGAACCUAGGAAAAAUCUAUCCACUGGCACUCGGAAACGUAAACGUGCCUGGAAAGUUUCACAUUUGUCAUCUUCCAGUGAUAGUGGAUCUGAAAACGAAUCAUCUGUACCUGAAAAGAAGAACAAAUUAGUAAUGAAUGAUGAUGAAAAUAACAAAUCUAAAAAUACUAAGAAAGAGUGCAGAAUAAAUGUGGUACGCGAAAAAGAAUAUGGAGAUAAGAAAAAAUGCAAAACAAAAUUCAGAUGUAAGUAA